Molecule: messenger RNA, 2961 nt
Organism: Alternaria arborescens
Lineage: Eukaryota; Fungi; Ascomycota; Dothideomycetes; Pleosporales; Pleosporaceae
Exons: 7
Coding region: 1-2961 (986 amino acids)
Biological process (GO): phosphorylation; phosphorelay signal transduction system
Molecular function (GO): phosphorelay sensor kinase activity
Source: RefSeq, a predicted model, not a curated record
AUGGAGAACCUCGACAAGCUAUCUGCGACGGGCUUGCCAGUAUUUGAUCUCAAUGAGGAGAACCUGCAACGCAAGGACUGGACUAAAACACCCAUAGGCGCACGCGAGUCGUGGCCCGUUGCGUUGACAUGUCUCGUCAACACAUGCGUGCUGCCUAUGCCCCACUGCGCUGCCAUCUUCUGGGGCAAGGACAUGAUAGUCAUCCACAACUUGGCCUGGGAGAAGGCUAGAGGUGGUCUUGACGGUCAAGCCACGCGCGCGCGCGACAGUUACAACCAUGAAGCACUCGGCACGCUGCGGACGGUGCUGAGAGGACGAACGGUCAAGGUAGCCGCCAGGUUUUUCCUCAAGAACUUCGCGGAGGAAAAGAACCAGCAGCUUCUCCUCAGCACUAUCCUAGACGAAAGUGGCACACGACAGGGUGUACUGGCCCAACUCCUCGAAAAUCAGAACGUGGACCGCUACAUGCCCAUAGAGGGCAUAGACGAACUUUCGCGACAGCAUCCAGGAAGACAAGUUAAGAAUAAAGAAUCUCAGCAGCAAAGCAAGCAUAAAGACAUGGAGCAGGCCGAUUCCAUGUCGACCAGCAUGUUUCAGCGCUUCGCCGAGCUGCUGCCCAAUGGACUGGCCAUUCUUGACAAAGACGCCGAAGCCAUCUUCGUCAACGACGGCUUCUUUAAACUAACAACCAACAAAGGAAGCAACGAGUUUCGCUCGUGGCCCGAGAGCAUACACCCUGACGACUAUGAAGAUGUCAUGACCGCCUAUCGCAAGGCAUUCGAAAGCCGUACUGAGUUGCAAAUAGAGUUUAGAUGUGAUGUCGCAGAGCCCGAAGAAAUGAAGUCCAAGGGAGAGCAAUGGAGAUUGUUCUUGCUGAAGCCUCUGAGUGAGGAGGAAAACGCCGGUUUUAUUAGCGCCGUCAUCGACAUCACCGACAUUAAACAGGCCCAACUAACUCAAGAGAAAGCCGCCAAUGAUGCCAAAGAUCGCAAGGAGCAGCAGGAGAGAUUUAUUGACAUGGUCUCGCACGAAAUUCGAAAUCCCCUUUCGGCUGUCUUGCACUUGGCCGAAGAAGUGAGAGAAAUCACGAAAGAGAUUGGGGCCGAUCACGAAGACGUUCGCGACCAGGUAGCCGAUAUAUUGGAUGCUGCCGACACUAUACUUCUUUGCGUCUCACACCAGAAUACUCUUGUAGACGACAUUUUAUCUUUUUCCAAGCUCGACUCUAUGAUGUUGUCUUUGGUACCUCGACCAACAAAGCCUAAGUGGGAAUUCUCCCAAGCGCUUCGAGUUUUCCAUUCCGAAUUCAAAGCGAAGAACAUCACAUUUCACUACGCUAUGGAUGUUUCAUAUGAGGAACAGAAAAUGGAUACUGUUGUCGCCGACCUCAAUCGCAUGAAGCAAGUUUUGGUCAAUCUGAUAACCAACGCCAUCAAGUUCACCUCCAAGAAAAAUGGCGACCGUAACAUCACUGUAUCCAUGGGCGCGUCAGUCGAGCGACCUACAUCUUACCCACCCAACGUCAUUUACUUUAGUGAAGAGAAGGAAGCAUUCCAUUUGGAUUCAACCAUGACAUCGGAAUGGGGUUCUGGGGCCGCUAUGUACUUGAUGGUAGCUGUUAAAGAUACUGGCAUAGGUAUCAGCAAAGAAGGUCAAGCCAAAUUAUUCGAGCGUUUUAGACAAGCGACACCGAAAACACAAGAAAAAUACGGCGGCUCAGGUCUUGGUCUUUUCAUAUCCCGCAAAUUAUGCACAUUACACGGUGGAGACAUUGGCGUCAGUUCGAAAGAGGGGGAAGGCUCAACUUUUGGUUUCUUCUUCAAAGUACGUCGCGCGACUGGUGGAAAUGAGGAGAGACGACCGUCGGGACAAUCGCGAAGUAACUCGGAAACCUCCAAUCAUUCCUCCCGUCCAGGCGAAUCAGGGUCGCGACCAUCUCGCCCAGGGAUCAGUCGUGCAAAUUCGAAUCUCUCGAGCAUCAAAGAACGGAACAACGAACGCCCUGAAGCAAAAACAAUAGCCAGUCAUCACGGUGUCGACACCGACGAUAUGGAGAACUCACUUAAGGAUCCACCGGUAGAAGAUCGACCAGAAGCACAUCCUGAGUCGAACGAAGACGCGCGCUACAAGGAGACGGAGAAGGCCACAGAAGAUAUCAAGACAAUCAAACCAAACAUGGAAAAAACGCUGCCCGAUUUGAGGAGAGGCGAAACAUCACGGCAAGAAGACGACGCUUUAGAAGUCACGAGAUCUCAGAGCGAUAAACGCUCUGAAUCCACACAUACUCUCCUUCUUGUCGAAGACAAUUUGAUCAAUCAGAAGGUCCUCCGGCGGCAGCUUCAGUCCCGCGGUUUUCAGGUCUUUACAGCAAAUAACGGCCAGGAAGCAAUCGAGGCAGUGUCCGAGCGUGGACAGAUGGCAGACAACGGCCCCGACGAUCGCAACUAUUUCGACUGUAUACUCAUGGACCAAGAAAUGCCUAUAAAAGAUGGUAAUGCUGCAACAAAAGAGAUCAGACAACUACAAGAUGAGGGCAAGGCUGGAUAUAGUCAUAUCCUGGGUGUUUCUGCAAACGUACGAGAAGCACAGACAAGCAGCAUGCGUGAAGCCGGCAUGGACGAUGUCAUCUCCAAACCGUUCAAGGUAGACGACCUUGUCAAGAAAGUGCGCAGCUUAAUCCUAGAUGGUGGUGGCGGCUCAAAGCACGACAACAGACCGAACGGUUCCUCGAAUACGGAGAAGGAUGACAAAAGUGACAAUCAGAAGGAUAAGGGUGGCGGUCUGCACCCACGAGAUGCAGAAAGACUGGAGGACAAGACGCACUCGGACGAAGAACGAGGAAAUCGAGAGCGAGGAGGCGAAAGGUCAAGAUCCCGAGCUACCAUAAGAACAGGGCCAACGCACCAAAAUGAGUCUGCAACGCAUCAACAUGAGUCUAAAACGCACCCAAAUCAUUCAUGA